AUGAACCUCGACGAAGAAGUCCGCCUCUAUACCACCAACGCGGAGCGCGAGCGCACCGAGAACCUCGCGACGCUGUACAGCAUCAUCGUGUCCCUCGAGUACCUCGAGCGCGCGUACGUCCGCGACUCGGUCAGCUCAAAGGAGUAUGCGCCGGCGUGCACGCGCCUGCUGGCGCAGUACAAGAGCUUGAUGAAGCUCGUUGGGGAGGAUAUUGGCGGGGUUGAGGCGUUUAUGAAGCGGUUCAAGAUGGACCACCCCGCCGCACUGCACCGACUACAAGCCGGCGUGCCCGCCACCGUGGAGCACGCGGACGCGGGCGACGGCGCCGAGAGCGGCAAGUAUGUUGCCGAGGCGACGCAGGCCUUCAUCACGUUCAUGGACGCGCUCAAGCUCAACCUCCGCGCAAAGGACCAGCUGCAUCCCCUGCUGACAGAGGUCAUGACUGGCUACUCCAAGUUCAAGGCCAGCGCCGAGUGGGAGGGCCGCGCGAAGAUCAUCCAGUGGCUCAUCACCCUCAACACCAUGAAAGCGUCCGACGAGAUCACCGACGAGCAGAGCCGCCAGCUCCUCUUCGAUAUCGAGAACGCGUACAACGAGUUCUUCCGCUCCCUCAGCAGCAGCGGGUAG
Vanrija pseudolonga is the source of this 627-nucleotide messenger RNA. It is a transcript of the gene vps28, whose product is annotated as Vacuolar protein sorting-associated protein 28. Gene Ontology annotation, biological process: protein transport to vacuole involved in ubiquitin-dependent protein catabolic process via the multivesicular body sorting pathway. The coding region runs from base 1 to 627 and encodes 208 amino acids. The record is from RefSeq and is a predicted model, not a curated record. NCBI's taxonomy places the organism in Eukaryota, Fungi, Basidiomycota, Tremellomycetes, Trichosporonales, Trichosporonaceae. Gene Ontology annotation, molecular function: protein-containing complex binding. Gene Ontology annotation, cellular component: ESCRT I complex. The transcript is spliced from 4 exons.